Messenger RNA from Lemur catta (Ring-tailed lemur), 604 nucleotides. RefSeq names its product zinc finger protein 679-like. Gene Ontology annotation, biological process: regulation of DNA-templated transcription. The coding region runs from base 170 to 469 and encodes 99 amino acids. NCBI's taxonomy places the organism in Eukaryota, Metazoa, Chordata, Mammalia, Primates, Lemuridae. The transcript has 3 exons. The record is from RefSeq and is a predicted model, not a curated record.
GAGAGGAAGCAGCUUCUUCAAUGUGGCAGGGCCUUUGUUUCUUGCAUCAGCCCCUUAAGUUCCAUGCGUGUUCGCUGCUGCCUCUCCUGUGCUUUUGGGAAGUCCAAGUGUCUCUGCCGCAGCCUCUGUCGCCCUGUGACCUGCAGGGACUGCAAGAUCUGUAAGGCGAAUGCUGGUACAACGCGGAAGCGGAGAAAUGGAACUGUUGACAUUCAGGGACGUGGCCAUAGAAUUCUCUCCAGAGGAGUGGGAAUACCUGGACCCUGCUCAGCAGAAUCUGUAUAGGGAUGUGAUGUCAGAGAACUACAGAAACCUGGUCUCUGUGGGAGGAGGCCGUGCAUCUAAGAGACCCAGCAUGCUGUUGCUGUGGGAUCUGGAGCAUAAGAAGAGGAUGCAACAGCGUCAGCAAAAGUACAGCAGGGGGAACAAGCACAGGCCCCACCAGCUGGAGCAUCCCCAAGGGAGAUGAGGGAUGGGUCACACCCAGUCAUUUCCCCCAAAGGAUCAACAUGGUGGCCUUUGAAACCAGCCAGUAUUCAGAUGCAGAAAAUAUACAACUUUGAUUCAUUUUUCACAUCAGAAACAAAAAUUAACUCAAACUAGA